AAAAAACGCACAACGAGAAAAUAAAAAACGCACCGCCGGUAACAAUUUUCCGGCGAAUCUGAAAACUAACGAUUUUUCUCGAGUUUGGUAGAGAAAGAGAAAGAGAUUGAUUCGUUCCUGGUUCGUGGAUCGAAUAGAGAAGAAGAAAGAGUAAGUGCAACAGAAUCAAUGGUAUUUCCCGGUGAGAUGACGACGACGACAACGAGACCUGAGCAACGAUCGAAGACUCUUCACAAUUUCCCUCUCCCGAACUUAUGGGGGAAUCAGAGACAACUCAAGUGCACGAAGAUCGACUCUAUCAGCAACAACAACAACAACGGAGGAGGUCCCGGCGGCGAUCACCGACUACGACGCCGAUCUCCGCCUCUGGAAUUCGCUGAUUCUCCCGUUUCGAUGCCGUUUCGAUUCGGUAACUCCGAUCAUCGCCGACCGUUUAAAUCGGGAAGCGAAGAAGGGAUCGAAGAGUUCAGGGUGAAGCUUAUGUCGGAUCUGAAGACGGAGACAGAUAAGAUCACACAAUCGAUGUUUAACAAAGGCGUAACCGAAGAGGAAGAGGAACAAAUCGACGGUUCUGGUUCUGGUUCUGGUUCCGGUCAAGAGAAGGAGAUGAUUCCUCCGGUGAAGCCGUGGAAUCUAAGGAAAAGAAGAGCAGCAGCGUGUAAAGAACCGGAAUCCAACAGUUUGAUCAAUAAAGGAAUUGUGAUUGAGGAGAAGGUAGUGAAGAAUCCAUCUCCGGUGAGAGGCGGCGGCGGAGUGGUCGAAGCGGAGAAGAAGCGUCCUAUGUUCUCUAUGAAGCUAUCGAAGAAGGAGAUGGAAGAAGAUUUCAUUGGGAUGGUAGGUCACCGAGCACCGCGUCGGCCCAAGAAACGGUCCAAAACUGUUCAGAAAAAACUCGAUAGUUUGUUUCCAGGGUUGUAUUUGACUGAAGUGACACAUGAUGCAUAUAAGGUUCCAGAAUAAACCAAGGUAUAAUCAUCAAUCAUCAUCAUCAUCACGGAUUUGAAAAGCUUGAGACUUUUUUAGUUUGAGAGAUUCUGAUUCAUUGUUGCUUUUACAGAAUCUGCAGAGAUGAUGAUGAUGAUGAUGAUGAAUUUGUGUAAUUCUGGAAUUGAGGGUCAAGUUCUUGAGAAGCUCCUUCUUCCUCUGCUAAUAUUUUUCUUGAUUAAUUCUUUCUUCUAAAUUGUUCUGAAUAAAACUAUACAAAAACGUUUAGGUCUCCAGUUGAUUAAUACAAAUUAAAGUUUUCUUCUUUCUCGGUAAAUCUUGACUGUGUUGUGAGGAAAGUGUUUUCUCUGUCGAACUCAAUCUCAAUCUAAAUCUCACAUGUGUGCUUAAUUAGUGUGAUAUGAUUAACUAGUGAAAGCAAACCAAGAUUUGUUUUGAGUGAAAUUUAUGCACCGACAGAGGAUAUUCCAAAA
Molecule: messenger RNA, 1418 nt
Organism: Arabidopsis thaliana (thale cress)
Lineage: Eukaryota; Viridiplantae; Streptophyta; Magnoliopsida; Brassicales; Brassicaceae
Exons: 2
Coding region: 169-960 (263 amino acids)
Source: RefSeq, marked reviewed